Molecule: messenger RNA, 2031 nt
Organism: Fraxinus pennsylvanica
Lineage: Eukaryota; Viridiplantae; Streptophyta; Magnoliopsida; Lamiales; Oleaceae
Source: the annotation of a GenBank genome assembly
AUGGACGGAGGAGAGCAGCAAAUUUCGAACCCCGCGAAGCCUUCGAAGUUCGCGGUGUACCAAAAUCCUGCCGUCUCCGCCGCCCUAACCUCAAACAGCCUCCGCCCCUCAGCAUCUACUUUUCUCUUCAUCCUCUCACUGUUUUCCGCUUCCGCCAUCGUUCUCCUGAUUUCUAUCUCUAGAGAAAACACUAUUGUUACGAGAUUGGGACUUGGAUAUGUUUCUCAAGAAGUUUCCAGUCUAUUUUCGAAAGUGAUACAAACCACUGCAGGUUUUAUUAUAGUUGGAACUUUGCUUGCUUUUGUCAAAGCCAUCACACAAUGGAGGCCAAUAAAUGAUACAGACAUAACAGUUAUAUCACCUUCUAAAGGAACAAAGGAGAAAAAAUGUCUUACCAACCGACAACUUGGCCUUUUAGGAUUAAGGCGAAAAGCUGAUACACCUUCAACGGAGUCUUCAAAGAAACCUCCUAAAUCUAGAAUUAGCUCACCUUCUCCAUCAAAUGUCCUUGUCCCCCUUCAUCAGCCAAUAACAGGUUCGACUCCCUCAUCUAGAAUGAACAGCAAUAAAUCAAGCACCAAUGGCGGGAGCAACAUACGUUCCUUUAGCUCCCCAUCCAAAUCACCAGUUUCUCCCUCUCUUUAUCUUGUCCCUGCACCCUCUUCAAGGUCACCUUCCAUUCAGAAUUCACCAGGUUCUGAUCAAUAUAUUGCCACCCCUUGGUCAAAUAAGAGACCUGCUUUUCAUAAAGAGAUAACAGAAGAAGAGCUUGAAUAUUUUUUGGCUGAUGUAGAUGAGAAAAUAACUGAAACAGCGAGUAAAUUGGCAACUCCACCUCCUAGCGGAAAUGGAUUUGGGGUAUCCAGUCCAAAUGCUAUCACCAGUUCUGUUAAUACUUCUGGAUCUACAAGAAGUACACCUCUAAGGCCUGUUAGAAUGUCUCCUGGUUCCCAAAAGUUCACCACUCCCCCCAAAAAAGGUGAAGGUGACCUUCCUCCUCCCAUGUCUAUGGAAGAGUCAAUUGAAUCUUUUCAGAAGCUGGGCAUCUAUCCACAUAUUGAGCAGUGGCGUGAUCGUCUCAGACAGUGGUUUUCCUCAGUUCUGCUCAAUCCUCUACUUAGCAAAAUUGAUACCAGUCACAUCAAAGUUAUGGAUGCAGCUGCAAAACUAGGUAUCACAAUUACAAUCAGUCAAGUUGGAAGUGGUACCCCACCUGCUACUGUAUCUCCAAUUGAGAGAACUGGGGAAUGGCCCCCGGCAAUUGCUGUUGACGAAGAUGGACUUCUUCAUCAGCUGCGGACUACUCUUGUUCAAGCUCUUGAUGCUUCAAAAUUGCCUUUGAGCAAUUUCCAACACUCUGCUCAGCAGAAUGCCUUCAUCCCUAUUUUACAAGAGGGUAUCGAUGCCAUUACUGAACAUCAGAGACUCCAUGCCUUGAUGAAAGGAGAGUGUGUAAAAGGAUUGCUACCACAAAGUAGCGUUCGGGCAGAUUAUACUGUGCAGAGGAUUCGCGAGCUUGCUGAAGGAACAUGUUUAAAGAACUAUGAGUAUCUUGGAAGUGGAGAGGUCUAUGACAAAGUAAAUAAGAAAUGGACUUUCGAACUCCCGAGUGAUUCUCUUUUGCUUCUGUAUGUAUUUUGUGCUUUUCUGGAAUACCCAAACUGGAUGCUGCAUGUUGAUCCUACAGCUUAUGCUGGGGCCCAGUCAAGCAAAAACCCUUUAUUUUUGGGCAUUCUUCCUCCUAAAGAAAGAUAUCCUGAGAAGUAUAUAGCUGUUGUAUCUGGCGUCCCAUCUGUGCUGCAUCCAGGUGCAUGUAUUUUGAGUGUUGGGAGGCAAAGCCCCCCAAUAUUUGCCUUGUACUGGGACAAAAAGCCUCAGUUCUCUCUCCAGGGUCGAACAGCGCUCUGGGACUCCAUCUUGCUUCUGUGCUAUAAGAUUAAGAUCAGUUAUGGUGGGAUAGUGAGAGGCAUGCAUCUUGGUUCUUCAGCCUUGGCCAUUCUUCCUGUCCUCGACCAAGAAACUGAAGAGUGA